AUGCUGAAGAUGAUGACGGCAACUGCAUCUUCUAAUGGCAGCAAACGUAUGCCUUCUCUUCACUCUACUGUUGUUGUUCUCUUCAACAAUUACUCAGCCUUGUUUCAUUUUCAACCCUCAAAUUCGAAGCCAAAUAAAUCUAGAAACACCCAGCCAAAGCAGUUUGGUGUGAGAGACCCAACCACUGUCGCAAAUCUUGAGCAUGCUUUCAAUGUGUUCGAUGAAAUGCUUCACAAGCGUCCUUUGCCUUCGGUUUUCCGUUUCAAUCAAAUCUUGGGACAAGUUGCGAAAUUGAAACAUCAUUCGGCCGGCAUCUCCAUGUAUAACCAAAUGGGUUUGUCGGGAGUUGGACCUAGUGUUUGUACUCUAACUAUUGUCAUUAAUUGCUAUUGUCAUCUCAACCGAAUGGGGUUUAGUUUUUCUGUCUUGGGACAACUCUUUAAAUCUGGGUUUGAACCAAGUGUCUGUACGUUCAACACUCUAAUGAACGGCUCUCUUACCGAGAAUAGAGUGGCUGAGGCUGCAGAAAUUUUCAACAAAAUGAUGAAGACAGGUAAUUGUAAGCCUAGUGUGGUUACUUUCGGUACACUAAUAAAGGGUUUCUGUAGAAUGGGUAACAACAAUGCAGCUAUCCAAUUGCUGAGGAAGAUGGAGGAAGGAGCUUGCAACCCUGACCUAGUCAUCUAUAACACGAUCAUAGACAGUCUUUGUAAGGAUACACUAAUUGUGGAUGCAUUGAACCUCUUCUCUGAAAUGAUGAGCAACGGUAUUUCCCCAAAUGUCAUCACCUAUACAUCCUUGAUUCAUGGGGUUUGCAGAUUAGGCAAGUGGAAAGCAGCUACAAGGUUGUUGAAUGAAAUGGUGUGUAGAAAUAUCUCUCCAGAUGUGCACACCUUCAGUAUCUUGGUAGACGCACUUUGUAAGGAGGGGAUGGCUGAGGAAGCGCAAACUGUGGUCGAAAUGAUGAUUGAAAGAGAUAUUGAACCUAAUACAGUUACGUACAAUUCACUUAUGGAUGGUUACUGUUUACGAGGAGAAAUGGACAAGGCGAAAAAGGUUUUUGAACUAAUGCUUUGCAAGGACUCCAUGACUGAUGUUCGUAGUUAUACCACAUUGAUAAAUGGAUAUUGUAAACGUAAAAUGAUGGAUGAGGCCAUGAUGAUUUUCUUGGAAAUGUCUCGUAGAGGAUUGGUUUCUGAUACCGUUACAUAUACCACUCUUAUACAUGGUUUCUGCAAACUAGGGAGAAUACAUGAUGCCGUUCCUCUAUUUUGCAGGUCACGCUCCCUUCCGAGGCACCAG
This is a messenger RNA of Prunus avium (sweet cherry), 1302 nucleotides long. The record is from RefSeq and is a predicted model, not a curated record. Lineage: Eukaryota; Viridiplantae; Streptophyta; Magnoliopsida; Rosales; Rosaceae.